Molecule: messenger RNA, 1022 nt
Organism: Lycium barbarum (goji berry)
Lineage: Eukaryota; Viridiplantae; Streptophyta; Magnoliopsida; Solanales; Solanaceae
Product: rac-like GTP-binding protein RAC13
Exons: 7
Coding region: 226-819 (197 amino acids)
Biological process (GO): actin filament organization; regulation of actin cytoskeleton organization; establishment or maintenance of cell polarity
Cellular component (GO): cytoplasmic vesicle; cell projection; cytoskeleton
Molecular function (GO): GTPase activity; GTP binding; protein kinase binding
Source: RefSeq, a predicted model, not a curated record
UCCAUUGAGAAAUAUCUUUUCAUUAAGUUUCAAAUCCACUUAUUUUUACUUAAACGUGUUGGUCUUAUGAUUAGAAGGAAAAAGAGAAGUAUUUGAAGAAUAUAUACUAUCUAGGAGAUGCAUCAUUGAAGAAUAAAAACUAGUCUAAAAGACCUUGGCCUUCAAGAAGUUGGAGAGAAGAAACAAAAACACUAAGUUUGCAAGGGAUAGCCAAUUUAUGAGAACAUGACUACUGCAAGAUUCAUCAAAUGUGUGACUGUUGGUGAUGGAGCUGUUGGAAAGACUUGUAUGCUAAUAUCCUACACUAGUAAUACUUUUCCUACGGAUUAUGUUCCAACGGUGUUCGACAAUUUCAGUGCAAAUGUGGUGGUGGAUGGAAGCACCGUUAACCUUGGCCUCUGGGAUACUGCAGGACAAGAAGACUAUAACAGGCUAAGGCCACUAAGUUAUAGAGGAGCUGACGUCUUUUUGCUUGCUUUUUCUCUAAUAAGCAAGGCAAGCUAUGAGAACAUUUACAAAAAGUGGAUACCUGAGUUAAGGCACUAUGCUCCUACUAUACAAAUUGUUCUAGUGGGAACUAAACUUGAUCUGAGGGAAGAUAAGCAAUAUUUAAGUGAUCAUCCAGGGGCUACUCCUAUAUCAACCGCCCAGGGAGAGGAGUUGAAAAAGAUGAUAGGAGCAGUUGCCUACAUUGAGUGCAGCUCCAAGACUCAGCAGAAUGUGAAAGCUGUGUUUGAUACUGCAAUUAAGGUAGCAUUGCGACCUCCUAAGGUGAAGAAAAGGCCCCAAAAACGAAGGACACUAUGUGCCAUUCUUUGAAUUAGUCCUAUAUAUGCCUCUUUUUUCACAAGCUUAAGUUUUCGAAUACCAUCAAUUAUAUUCUUAUCAUUGUGUAACAGUAUAAGAGAAAAGCCUCAUUUGUAGUUUUCCUUCUUUUUAUUUAGCUGUUAGGUGAAGUACUAAAGCUCCCUUUUCAACAUUUGUUCCUUCUUUAUAAUAAAAUCUUGUAAUAGCUAGUUCUA